CAUGUGAAUGGUUUAACCAUAUGCUGUGUGUUUUUAUUUGUAAAAUAAAAAGCAAUAUUACACUAUAUUAGCUUUUCUCUUUUAUGGGCUAUCACCUUUGGGAGGAAAACAGACAGAGGAAUACCUACUCCAAGGAGGCGGAUGACACGUCACUGACUCCUACCUAUACACACAGGAAUUCUACUACCCUCUACUAGUUGCGGCAACUUACCUCAUAUGAUUGAGGUAUUUUCUGACGUGAGUAGAGAUGGAACGCCGGACUUUGGCCCAGGAGCUGCGAAGAUGGGCCGUGGAAGAAAUGGGGCUUCCAGCUCAGAAAGCACCAAGUGAAGACACACUGCAGCGUCUUUUCAUAGGACAAUACGCAGACAUCUGGAAAUUUAUCAUACGCCAUGUUUACAGCCAGAGGACUGUGCGGAAGAUUGAAGGAAAUUUGUUAUGGUAUCAACAGCUUCAGCGGUCAGAGGCCCAGAGAUCUGCAGAGGAGGAAGAGCAACAACGCAGGAAAAAACUUUGUAAAGAAAUACUGGAGCUGCGUACAGAGCUGCAACAUCUGCAGGAACAAAUCCAGUGUUGUGAACAGGAGAUAAGUAGCCAGGAAAUGAACACUGAGAGGGUGCAGGAUUUGUGCCGCCGCUCGCUGCUGCUUCAGGCGUUUAACAAAAAAAGAGAGGAAGAAUACACUGCUCUGAGCGACAGCAACCUCAAAAUACAUUACCGUUGUGAGCAGAUGCAGGACAUCCGGAGGGCAUCCCAGAAAGAAGUGAUAUUAGCAGCAGUGGAUUCAGGUUCAGAUGGUGGUACUGCCCUGGAAUCAGAAGUGAUGCGCAAUGUCCGAGCAGUCUGCCAGAUGCGUUUCCAGUUCUUAAAAUCCCUUCAUGACGAUAGCGUUUCUGGUUCUGCAAGAGCUUGUGCCGCAGAUGUGCGCUCUUUGUCUCACCAGCAGUGGGUGAGUUUAGCAGAGAGAGUUUGGAGCACUCACCCCCCUAAUCACAUAGUGACAGCGCUGGAACAUCUUGCAUUGGAAGCACAUCAGCAGCUGAGAAAACAUCAGUCAGCUUUUGAUGAAGACUCGAGUGAUAGUUCUAAAGAAGAUUCCGAGCUUUAUACAGAGUUACAGGAGUCAAAGGAGCGCUUAAAGACCAGAUCUCUCCGUGAGGAUGCACGCCAAAGUCUUGCAGGUGCUCUGCCGUCAUUCAACAGCCUUAUGCAGGAAGGAUGGGCAGAAACCGUCCAGAUCUGCACUCAGAUGCGUCUUAUACAGAAUCACACACAGAAGUUGUCGGAUCGUUUAGCAGAACUAACUCAGGAGGCACGGAAAUCUCUGUCUGAUGGAAUUGCGCUGUCUGCACUAUCCAGGACUGCAUUUGAUGUGGAACUACAGUCUGUGGCCUUGGGAGGUUUGCGUGAUGCACUUUUACAGGAAUGCCGGACUUUGCAGGAUGAGGCUGUGGCCAUGAGGGUGGAAGUGAAGCUACUAGAUCAGCUUAAGUGUAACAUCCAGCAUUCUUAUCUCAUUAUGGUAAACAAGCAAAAUCUGAUACAAAUCCUCAUCACAGGAAACAGUGCCCAUAAAUCCCAACUCCGACGCAGCACCACAGAGGUGCAGAACUACAUACAGGAGAAACUGCUGCCACAGCCGCAGGAAGUUAUGCUCGAGUCACAAAGACUGCAGGACUCUGUCCAGAAAGAAGUCAAACAUUUUACCGCCAUCUCCCUUUCACAACUGCUGCGCAUUUGCGUUGAUGGAGGGAAUUGUUCUCCCAUUCAGGACCUCUCUAUCAACCGAUUCUCUAACACGCACUGCCCUUACUAUGGUGUAUUCAAGGGGAUUUAUGAAAGCAUUGGCCUCUCUCUUUACAAGGCUCCAGAGAUCACUCUAAGCCAUGUUGCUGAUAUGAAGAAACAGAUGUUUUUCCUGCGCUCUCAGCUAAGCAGCCACAGUCAAGCAAUUAGCAGAUUACAUCUCCGUCUCAGAGAGCAUCAGAAUCCUGACACCACCACUCUUCUUCAGCAGCUGUCUACUCACUAUGCUCAGCAGAUCGACCAUUUGGUGCCAAAACUCCAGCACCUGAUACAACAGUGUAAAAAAAGCCAGGAAUACGGAAAAGAGGUUCAAGCAACCGUGUCAGACUGGUGGGAGCAACCGGCCCAGAUGUGUCUUCCUUGGGAGACGAGAGAGGGUCUAACCUUCCGUCAGUGGCGGGACAGAUGGACAGUCGCCAUGACAACCCUGCAGACAGCGUCGAGGAGCUGAUCCUUUACAUUUCAAGAUUAAUUUUAAUGUCAGAAAAGGGGCAUCUCAUACAUUUUAUAUAAAGCACAUGGUGAGAUUUUAGGGGGGAAAAACAGGUAUAUGUCUACAUAGGCACCAGAGAUCUGUGUACAACACAACACUUUAAGUCUUUUGUACAUAUAUAAAUUUGUACAUCUAAGAAAUCAAAACUUUUUUACUCAAGUGUGGUGGUUUUUGUAUCAUUGUUUUAUUUUCUUGAGCAGUGUCAUUGGUGACAACGCUGGCCCUAAUACUGUGAAUUGAACAAAAAUAUUAGAACUUUUACAUUUCUGCCAAAUCUGUAUAUAAUUAUAGGUUGUAUACAGAAAAGGAAACUUCCGCUAGUCCUAGACGUGUAAGAUAUUAGGCGUGCGUAUCUUUAUAGUUUGAGUGGACUAGUAACUUUAUAUAUUACAUUGUACCCUGAGAUAUAGGGCGGAUAGCAGAUUACAUAGCGAUGUGUUGCGAGGGUUUUAAGUUUUAGGAGUAUUUAACCUGCAAUUUAUGGAAAUCAGCAGCUGGAAUCACCAAUACAAACUUUAAGUUGUUGUUUACAAGUACAGUUCUGCACUUUCACAAUAUAUACAUUACAUAUACACAAUCCAGUGCUGUGUGGCAAUAUUUGUCUUAUGAAAUAACUGCUAAACAAAGGUUUAAUUACAGUGUAUUUUUUUAUUUAUUUGUAAAAUAAAUAAAAAGAGCUUCCUAGAAUAUAGCAUAAAUAACCCCUUUACUAGUAGACAGUUCACUGUUACUAACAUCUGUUGCGUUCAGCAGAUUACAUUCUAGGGGUUAGUUGUUUGAUGAAUUAGUCAUGUUAGGCACUUUAACUGUCCCUUUAAGGGGAUAUUAUGAUGCAAAAGUGACAUGCUCCAAUUUAUUAGUGCAUGUGCAUUUUACAUAACUAAUCCUAGCUAAUUGUUUUUGUCUAUGUGUUUAACCUGUUUAUGGGGCCAAAGUCCCAUUUGGAAGCUGAAACCAUUGCAAUUCCCUAGCAGAAAACAGCUGGUGGUUAAGGGCUGUGUAAUUGUUGCUUCUGAUUGGCUGACUGGCUGUGUAAGCUUGGUCUCUGCAAUACUUAUGGCUCCCGAGUAGGCUCUUAAAGGGACACUGAACCAAAAUUACUUCUAUUAUCAAUCUUUCUUCAUUCUCUUGCUAUCUUUAUUUGAAAAAGAAUGCAUCUAAGCUUUUUUUUGUACAGAACUCUGGACAGCACUUUUUUUAUUGGUGGAUGAAUUUAUCCAUUAAUCAGCAAGAACAACCCAGGUUGUUCACCAAAAAUAGGCCGGCAUCUAAACUUACAUUCUUGCAUUUCAAAUAUAGAUAACAAGAGAAUGACGAACAUUUCAUAAUAGGAGUAAAUUAGAAAGUUGCUUAAAAUGUCAUGCUCUAUCUGAAUCACAACAGAACAAAUGUGGGUCCCUUUAAUCUCUUUACAGGGCUAAAAACAUAGGGUCAGUAAAAAAUGUAAUUCUCUAAUGAAUUAAAAUAUUUAUUUUUUGCAUUAAAAAGUGUAAAUGUUUUGUGACUAAGGUAACCGCAUACACCUAGGUUAUCUUUACUAAAACAUAUAGCGUUGCUUUUUACUUUCACUGCUUUCCUGUUUCCAAUACUGAACACACAAAGGAGAUCUUAUGCUAUACAGAAUGCAAUGUUGUUUAGAGCACAUCAGCACUGAGAACAUUGUCAUAUCAUUGGUUACUUUGUGCCUCAUGUUGUAUAGAAACCAAACCUCAUUGUCUCUUUGUGUAUUAGUUUUUUUAUAGAACAACUGUAGUCCCAUCCUGCACGCUAAGCACCUUAUCCUAAAGAAAUAAAAAAAUCAUUGCAA
Molecule: messenger RNA, 4106 nt
Organism: Bombina bombina (fire-bellied toad)
Lineage: Eukaryota; Metazoa; Chordata; Amphibia; Anura; Bombinatoridae
Gene: HAUS5
Product: HAUS augmin like complex subunit 5
Exons: 20
Coding region: 248-2257 (669 amino acids)
Biological process (GO): spindle assembly; centrosome cycle
Cellular component (GO): centrosome; HAUS complex
Source: RefSeq, a predicted model, not a curated record